Molecule: messenger RNA, 2316 nt
Organism: Aspergillus melleus
Lineage: Eukaryota; Fungi; Ascomycota; Eurotiomycetes; Eurotiales; Aspergillaceae
Product: OPT family oligopeptide transporter
Exons: 8
Coding region: 1-2316 (771 amino acids)
Biological process (GO): transmembrane transport
Molecular function (GO): oligopeptide transmembrane transporter activity
Source: RefSeq, a predicted model, not a curated record
AUGUCACCAAUUGCCCACGAUGUCACAGUCGACGGUCACUCGGACCCCAAACAGGGGUCCGUUGAUGAGAAAGGCGCAGUAAGUGUGGCAGCGAAAGGGGAAACAGCCCCUAGCGACGAAGACGAUCGGAAUAGCGAGGAUGUCAUUAUCGUGACUGGUGCCGAUGCAGCGCAGCACUUGUUGCCUCUUCGGGAUGACUUUGACAGCGCCUUGACUCUUCGCAGCAUCGUGCUGGCUUCGGGGUUUGCAUGUUUCCAGGCUGUGAUGAACCAGAUAUACCAGUUCAAACCCACCUUGGUCACAAUUCAAGGAACCUUUAUCGUUUUGCUUUCCUACUUCGUUGGCAAUGCUUGGGCCAAUCUAUUGCCCCGCGGCGAUAAACUUGAGGCUCGCUGGAGAGCGAAAGGUAACCAAGGCAAGCUUCCCGUAUGGCUAUCAGUUGUCAAAUUCAUAAAUCACGGGCCCUGGUCAUUGAAAGAACACUCGAUAUGCGCAAUCACCGCGGCAUCGGCCUCCAACGUUGCCUCCGCCUCGACCGUAUUCGCAGCACAAAACCUCUUCUAUGACCUCCCUUUGAGCGCGGCAACGGUCAUUCUUAGUACCAUAUCUAUCGGAUUGUUUGGGUAUGGGCUAUGUGGCAUAAUGCGCCCGAUAGCCGUUUGGCACACUGAAGCAGUUUACUGGAGCACAUUGCCCACCGUAAAGACUCUCCAGGGGCUUCAUUGGCAGCAAGUGAAGAAUUCCAAGCCACUGAGAUGGUUUUGGUAUGCAUUCACGGGCAUGUCAAUCUACGAAAUUAUCCCUGCUUACAUUUUCCCGUGGCUGAAUUCGGUUUCCAUUCCGUGCUUGGCUGCCCAGAAGGCGACCGGAAGCAAAGCUGCUGUGUUAACAAAUCUCUUCGGUGGAGCUAGCACCAAUGAGGGUCUAGGCCUUUUCUCUCUCUCUUUUGACUGGCAAUAUAUCACAUCGUUCCAAACAUCCCUGCCUUUGUCACUUCAAGUCCACCAGGCGGUGGGGAUCGGCGCCUGUUUCAUUUUCAUGCUUGCCAUCUACUACGGCAAUGGGUGGAAUGCACGAUCUCUUCCAUUUAUGUCGACAAAGUUGCUUAACGCCAACGGAACUUCAUAUCCUGUAGAUAGCGUGUUUCCAGGGGGCGUGCUCGACGAGGCCCAAUUGGCGCAACAUGGAACUCCGCACCUAACAGGAACGUUUGCCUGGUCGUUGUUUUGCGCGAACGCUGCUAUUGGAGCUUUGAUCGUCCAUUGCAUUCUCUUUUGGGGCAAAGAUAUUCGACGGGCCUAUAAGAGUGCAAGGGAAGGCCGAUACGACGAUCGGCAUCAUGACCACAUGGCCAAACACUAUAAAGAGACACCGUGGUGGUGGUAUGCUUUUGUGCUUCUCGGCAGCUUCAUCCUUGGUUUGGUUGUUGUCAUCAAAGAGAAUAUCACACUGCCUGUUUGGGCUUAUGUGAUCUCACUGGUUGUUGGAAUCAUCAUUGCGCCCUUCAGUGUCAUUCUCUACUCUCGUUAUGGUAACGGAAUUGCCACCAACAACCUUUCGAAGAUGCUGGCUGGUCUGAUCAUCCCCGGAAAGCCAGUAGGCAACAUGUACUUUGCUGCCUGGUCCCACAACGUGAUAUCCAACGCUGUAAAUCUAUCCAACGACCUCAAAAUGGGCGAAUAUCUGAAAAUACCUCCUCGCAUCAUGUUUCUGACCCAGAUGUAUGGCACUAUCCUCGGUGGCUUCAUCAACUACGCCGUCAUGAUCUCAAUCGUGACUUCCAAUCGCGAGCUGUUGGUAGAUGGCAACGGCAAUUCCUCCUGGAGCGGAGCCACGAUCCAGGCCUAUGUCAGUAAUGCGACCUCUUGGGCUCUCUCGCCUUAUCUAUACAAGAUUGGUGGCCGAUAUUCUCUUGUCCCGAUUGGUAUCGCGGUGGGUGCAGGAGUUGUCAUUGUACACCGCUUCUUUUACAAAUUGCUUCCCCGCAUCGGAUCCGUGGAUGUGGCAGAAAUCAACAUGGCCCAGUUCAUCCAAUACGCCGGUUACAUCCCCUACAACCAGAGCCAGACCUGUGUCAUCUUCAGUUGGAUUCUCUCCGGCUUCUUCAUUCAGUUCUUUCUGCGCAACUAUCAUCCAAAGAUAUUCAAGGACUACUCAUACCUCGUGACGGGUGCUUUUGACGGGGCCAGUCUCACGGUGCUCUUCAUCUUAUCCUUUGCUGUUUUCGGGGCCGGCGGAAAGUCACACCCAUUCCCCUCGUGGUGGGGCAAUAAUGUCGAUGGGAACUACGACUGGUGUCCGGUUCCUGAUUCUUGA